This is a messenger RNA of Lagopus leucura (white-tailed ptarmigan), 480 nucleotides long. RefSeq names its product tyrosine-protein kinase receptor UFO-like. Gene Ontology annotation, cellular component: signaling receptor complex. The annotation marks the transcript as partial. NCBI's taxonomy places the organism in Eukaryota, Metazoa, Chordata, Aves, Galliformes, Phasianidae. Gene Ontology annotation, biological process: negative regulation of apoptotic process; multicellular organism development; positive regulation of kinase activity. The transcript is spliced from 6 exons. Gene Ontology annotation, molecular function: transmembrane receptor protein tyrosine kinase activity; ATP binding. The record is from RefSeq and is a predicted model, not a curated record.
CUGAAGACCCCCAGUCAGAUGCGCAGCCUGUGCUCUCCUGGUGGCUGCUGGCUCUGGGCGCCGUCACUGCGCUGCUGCUGCUGGGGGCGCUGGGGGCCGUUUGGCGGCGCCGGAAGGAGACGCGCUAUGGUUCUGCCUUCGCUCCCCACGGAGAGCCGGCCGUUCAUUUCCGCAUCCGCAGCUCCUACAGCCGCAGCAGCGCCGACAGCACGCUUCGCUCUCUUGGGGUGGCUGCGGAGCUGCGGGCGCAGCUGCGGGAUGUGAUGGUGGAGCGGCACCGCGUGGCGCUGGGCAAGAGCUUGGGAGAGGGUGAAUUCGGGGCGGUGAUGGAGGGCGAGCUGCACCAGGACAGCGGGAUCCUCAAAGUGGCCGUGAAAACCAUGAAGAUGGCCAUUUGCUCCCGGGGGGAGUUGGAGGAUUUCCUGAGGGAGGCCGUUUGUAUGAAGGAGUUCCGGCACCCCAACGUCAUGCGGCUCAUUG